This is a messenger RNA of Pyricularia oryzae 70-15, 1018 nucleotides long. RefSeq names its product 54S ribosomal protein L12. The transcript has 2 exons. The coding region runs from base 123 to 656 and encodes 177 amino acids. Gene Ontology annotation, biological process: translation. Gene Ontology annotation, molecular function: structural constituent of ribosome. Lineage: Eukaryota; Fungi; Ascomycota; Sordariomycetes; Magnaporthales; Pyriculariaceae. Gene Ontology annotation, cellular component: ribosome. The record is from RefSeq and is a predicted model, not a curated record.
CUAUCUGCAAAGACUCGAAAAACUGCCAGUUGAACAAGCUCGAAUAUCGACAUAACGGGCGCUCCCGAUCGACUCGACCAACAGCGACACCUACUCCACACCGCAUUUAGAUCAUCAAAACCAUGUCUGUCUCCUGCAGAUACGCAGCUCAGUGCUGCUCGCGUCAAUUGCGCGUCUCGCCCUCGGUUCGUGUUUCCGGUGUUGCUGUUCAGAGGAUAGCAAGAAGGCACAACUCAACCGAGGCCGCAAGCCCAAAGAUCACCACCAUCGUCGACCAAAUCAGCCAGUUGACUCUCCUGGAGACUGCAGAGCUUGUCUCGAGCCUGAAGUCACGACUGAACAUACCCGAUCUGCCUGUUGGAGGCUUCGCUGCUGCUGCUCCCGCCGCCGCUCCUGCCGCUGCCGAGGAGGCAGAUGAGCCUGCACCAGCGGCCGCUGCCAAGACUGUUUUCACCCUGAAGCUCAUGUCCUUCGAUGCUGGCGCCAAGGCAAAGAUCAUCAAGGAGGUCAAGGGUCUUCUUGGCUUGAGCUUGGUCGACUCCAAGAAGUUUGUUGAGAGCGCGCCCAAGGUCAUGAAGGAGUCGGUCCCCAAGGAGGACGCAGAGAAGAUUAUCGCGACCAUGAAGGAGCUUGGUGCCGUCGUGACCAUGGAAUAGAUGUACAUCCUAUGAUCAUGUCACCUGAAGCCUCCAGGGCAUCACUUGUACAAAAACAACAAAGCAGCAGCAUGUACCACCAACUAUGGAAAUCUUUGAUGUUCUAUAUCCAAACAAAUGUAUUGACAACCAGCUUCCUUUACACAAUUUCAUGGACAGGCAGGACUGUAUGACAUUCUCCUUUACCUUUGGGAUAUCAUUGUUUAUGGGGCAUAUCUGAGAACCGAUGGAAUAUAGACCGAUAGACGAGGGGAGAAAAUUGCAUGUCUUGUGGCUUAAGUCUCAACGAGGCUUCCAAUUAUGACUUGAAGAUAGAAAUCACCUCACGGCCUAUGAUUACCAUUAGCCAAUAUCUCUGCCUC